UAUUUCUCUGCGACGCGAACGGCGAUUAUUUUUAGCAGCUUUUGGUAUAGUCCCUUGUCUGAUUCCUUUCAUGUUUUCUGUUUUUUCCUCUUUCCCAAUAAAUUUGUUUUGAUUGCGAAUUUUUCUUAAUUUCGACGUGCUUUAUUUCACGUUUCAGAUCAGAUUAGUAUUUAUUGUUCCAAUGACUAAAGCUGAGCAAAUUGUCCAAAAUCGAGAGAAGAAGACCAUGCGUAAAUUGGAAAUUCAAAAACUUUGCUUAAACAUUUGUGUUGGCGAGCCGGGAGAUAGACUUACUCGUGCAGCUAAGGUUCUUGGGCAAUUGACUGGACAAACACCCGUUCUUUCAAGGGCCCGUUAUACCGUACGAGCUUUUGGCAUUCGUUGA
This is a messenger RNA of Meloidogyne enterolobii, 385 nucleotides long. The record is from the annotation of a GenBank genome assembly. Lineage: Eukaryota; Metazoa; Nematoda; Chromadorea; Rhabditida; Meloidogynidae.